Rotaria socialis is the source of this 921-nucleotide messenger RNA. NCBI's taxonomy places the organism in Eukaryota, Metazoa, Rotifera, Eurotatoria, Philodinida, Philodinidae. The record is from the annotation of a GenBank genome assembly.
AUGUCAUCGAAUAUUUUUAAUUAUCAAUUAAUAUGCAUAUUUAUUAUCUUAAUGAUCUGUCCAUAUAUUCAUGGAAAAUGUUCAUUGGAUUGUGGAAAGAAUGGUCGAUGUGUUAAAACACAAAUAUCAACUAUGCCUGAAAUUUGUAUAUGUCAUAAUGAAACUUACACGAAUACAUCAUGUACUGAAGUAACCUUAGACAGUGAAGAAGAUGCUGAUAUUAAAAUUAUUAAUAUUCAUGCACGUCGGCUUGUUGCUGUGUGUGAACAUUCAUAUUGUGGUGAUGUUGGUGUUUGUAUUGUCAUUGAUUCAACUUUUGGAUGCAUUUGUCCUGAUGGUAAUAUUGCAGAUAGAUGUAGGUCAAAUUCAAUUAUACCUCUCGCGUCAUUCUGUUCAACUGGAUGUUUAAAUGAGGGCGUAUGUAAUCCAAUCAUUGGUACAUGUACAUGUCCAAGUGGCUUUACUGGUACACGAUGUGAAUUAGCACGAAGUACUGAUCUUUGUCGGGAUAUUACAUGUCGUAAUAGUGGCGUUUGUAAUAUAAUAAGUCCAAUCUAUGCUACAUGUUGGUGUUUAUUGGGUUUUCAUGGUGAUUAUUGUGAACGACGAUCAGUUGCACCAAGAUGUUUAUCGAGUAAAUGUUAUAAUGGUGGAACAUGCUACGAACAUUCGCCAGCAUCAUCCAUAUUUGCUUACUGCUUAUGCAGACCUGGUUUUGUAGGUCUUCGAUGUGAAACUGAAUAUUUUCGAUGUCCAAAUAAUGGCUUUUAUGCUGAUGCUUAUGGUUGUGCACAAGGCAAAUAUUUUGAAUGUGUUGAACAAACAAUUACCAUUUCGCGUUCAUGUCCACGAGGUCUUCGUUACAAUUUCUUUCUUGGUCGUUGUGAUUAUGCUGUUAAUGUAGCUUGUCCUAUUUUAUAA